Lolium perenne is the source of this 914-nucleotide messenger RNA. The record is from RefSeq and is a predicted model, not a curated record. Lineage: Eukaryota; Viridiplantae; Streptophyta; Magnoliopsida; Poales; Poaceae.
AUGCAUCAUAGCAUCCUUCGCCUUUCCCACUCUUCCUCCCCUCGCGCCGCCACUCUUCUUCCCCUCUCCCUUUUCUUCUCUGUGAACAACGGAGACAACCACCGUGAGCUGCUCUGCCGUGGCGCCGCUAGCUCCGUCCACCCCAAGCCUCGCCGCUGCCACCGUUGGAACCGCACCGUCGUCCUCUACCACCUCGAGCAAGCAAUCGAACCAGGGCCCCUCCAAUCGACGAGAAAUUCGCCGAUUCCUCGCUCAGGCCGCCGCGGUUCUUCGUCGAUUCCGGCCGCUACCGACUCCCCCUUCAUCCGCCGUGGCCUCCUGCUUGUUCCUGGACACCUCCGACGACGACGCUCCGGCGACCUCCUGGAGACGGCGCCGCCAUCUUCUGGUCCACGCCGGCGAGGCGCACCCAACGCCCUCACGCGCGCAUCCGGGGGCCCUCUGCAACGCCCGCGCCGCGCGACGCCGAGCCGCAGUCACCGCGUCUCCCUUCGCCGCGCACGGCAUCUCCGCGUCGAGCACUUUCCGUGCGUGCCUGGAUGGUUCGCCAGCCUGGCCGCCACGUCCGCUUCUUUGGUCCCACCCGUCAGCGACGCGCGGGUCGAACCGCUCGGAUCACGAAGUGGUGAUGUGAGAUACGACGAGUUCUCCGACAAGUUCUUCUGCAGCUUUUCACAGGUACGAGAUGACGACGUUAGCAAGGUUACCCUUCCGGCUUGGCCUGGGCAGGGUUAUGGACGCCGCUGGUUAUCUUCAGGACUCUUAGUCCAAUUUGUAUCUUGUCCGUACUCGGACGUAUUUGAUCUUCUGUAUGAUUUGGAUCUUUGUAUUGUAUAUUUGUAUCUUGACUCGUUGGAGUCGUUGUUGUAAUAUAUGUAUCUUGUGGGCUCUAUUGUAAUCCUGUUGUAAUGUUA